Molecule: messenger RNA, 813 nt
Organism: Homalodisca vitripennis (glassy-winged sharpshooter)
Lineage: Eukaryota; Metazoa; Arthropoda; Insecta; Hemiptera; Cicadellidae
Product: spore coat protein YeeK-like
Exons: 2
Coding region: 228-614 (128 amino acids)
Source: RefSeq, a predicted model, not a curated record
GUACCUCAUUGAGUUUCACCCUAAGGAAAGCCACGGUAGAGUCAGUUAUAGCUUGCUGUGUUCUCUUAGUUUGUUGAUAAGUGAUUCUACGAGUAAACAGGAGAUAGUUGAAUACACAGAGCGAACACCUUUACAAAUAGAUCGCUAGAGGAAAAAGCAUAUAUAGAAUAACUUCUAUUGUUUUGUGCAGUUAUAUUUUGUAACUCGUAAUCACGUGAGACAUCAUCAUGAUUGCCAUUGCAUUGGGGCUCUUAAUAGCUUGCUCGUCAGUGUCGGCUCUACCGAGGCCGGGCCCCCAACCCCGAGCCGCCCCUGGACCCCAACCUGACCCAUACAUUGGCGCAGUUGGAGGAUGUGGAUGUGUAGAACCCUGUUACGGAGGAUUUGGCCGUACAGAAGCAUUUGCGUACUCAGAUCCCCCUGUAUUAGUCGGUGAAGAAGUCUAUGGAGGUUACCCGAUUGGAUACGGUGGGUUGGGUGGAUUCCCAGGAUACGCUGGAGUCGGUGGAUUCCCAGGAUACCUUGGAGUCGGUGGAUUCCCAGGAUACCUUGGAGUCGGUGGAUUCCCAGGAUACGCUGGAAUCGGUCCAUACCCAGGAUUCAGUUUGAUAUAAAUAUUUAUACUGCUAAGGUCGGUCAUAUUUUAUUAUUCUGAUAUUAAUUAAAUCGUAUACAAUUCUUUUACUUAGAAUUAGUAUUUUUAUAAGAUCAUGAAAAUAAACUAUGUUGAAAUCUUUUAGUGGUACCUUUGGUUCCCUGGAAAUUUCUGAUCCUGUGGAUUGUGAUAAUGUAAAAUAUAUUAACAAAGAAUCA